Molecule: messenger RNA, 1884 nt
Organism: Penicillium brevicompactum
Lineage: Eukaryota; Fungi; Ascomycota; Eurotiomycetes; Eurotiales; Aspergillaceae
Exons: 2
Biological process (GO): regulation of transcription by RNA polymerase II
Cellular component (GO): nucleus
Molecular function (GO): DNA-binding transcription activator activity, RNA polymerase II-specific; RNA polymerase II cis-regulatory region sequence-specific DNA binding
Source: RefSeq, a predicted model, not a curated record
AUGGCACAGGACCCACUCGUGCUUACAAUCCCAUUUUCGUAUGACGGACAUGGCCAGCAAGCACCAUACCAGCCAGAGACACAUGAAUUGGGUCUCUACAAUCCUAAAUUUGAUAUCACCCAGGACUUCUCAAGCCUUGCAGAUAUACAAGACACAUCAGACAGUUCACUUCCAUCCACAUUAAAUUGGGAUCCCUCGUGUCAACCAGUCGCCCCCUUGAACUCGAAUCUUCCACGGGAAACUGGGUCCUCGCAAUUAUGGAGUAACCUUGACCCUUUCAACACAAAUGGGUUACCAGCGCGCAACCAAUAUACUCACGACAUGAUUGAUUACCCAACGCAAAACGCUUGUGGAUAUUCACAGAAAGGUCCGGGUAAUGAAUCCCCAGGGCCAGGUGAAGAGCUAGGAUUACCGAGUCACUUGGUUCCAAAUCCAAACGGCACAGAUUAUUCCGAAGAAACGUACGUCUCAGUACAUCUCGCUAAUUUUUCUAAAAAAGAUUUUUUGGCUCUAACAAUUGGGUUUAGAUUCCGCUAUCGAACGUCUCUCAAAGCCACAACGGCAAUGAGAUCCAAUGCCACUGAAAUACCGGUGUCGUAUCUCAACAAGGGCCAGACAUACCAUCUCACAGUGGAAGACUCAUCAGCUUCCACGGCGACCAAUGGGGCUGUCCAAUACCGAACCUUCGUUCACGUGUCUUUCGAGCAAGAACACCAGCGCGAUGAUCCAGCUGCCUGCUGGCGAUUGUGGCAAGAAGGUCGACAGCAUGCUGAACGUAAGAAACGGGAUUUACCACCCACGGCGGUCCAAUACACAGGCCAAAACAAUCCCCAGAUGCUUGUGAAGCAGGUACAUCUAGAUGGGUUUGCGGUGAUUUGGACCCCCUUGGCUAAUAAUGCCCACCGUUGUAGUAUCCCGAUUCGCCUCAAUUUUCUGUCUACCGACUUUACAAGAUUGAAGGGAGUCAGGGGUGAUUCAGUGCGGCUCUGUGUCAAAACAGAACAGCUGGGUAAUGCUAAUGGUUUCCAAGAGCCUGAGAUCUCCUACUGUAACGUGAAACUGUUCCGCGAUCAUGGAGCCGAGAGAAAGAUGUCAAAUGACAUUACGAUCAUUCACAGACGAAUGGAUAGAUUGAAGCUGCAGGCUGCGGAUGCAGAUUCUUAUAACUCGUCGAACAAACGCAAGAGAAACAGUGAUCCCGGCACAGGAAUCGCACAUGUUGCUGGCAUGAAAAGGGAAUUCAAUCCAAGCUACAUAUCACCAAGCAACUCCGACGGUUCGUCACGUUCCCAGCAACAAAUUCAGUUGUGGAAGAAGGUGGACGCACUCCGGUGCAGUCUCCAAUCUUCUCAGCCUGAAAAUAGAUUUUUCCUUCGUGCGGAUCCUCAGGAUGAUCCCGAUCUAUUCUCCUUCCCUAUCCCGGAUGAGAAAUCUUCACGGCAUAAUGAGCAACCACCUCGGAUGCCCCAUCGGAGUGAUAGCGGUAUUUCAAUGGGCUCAGAUACUUCCAUUUCUCAGCCCCAAAUGCCCACUCUGAAAAGCGAUCAGUCAUCGACAAAAUCACAUGAAUCUAACCUUAUCGUGCCUCCAGUUGCAUGCUUUUAUGUCAAAGUAAUGAGUGAUGAUCCGUCUUCCAAUUUGGUUUACCGUGCUAUCUACCCAAGAGAGCGAACGGUCUACGAGCUCAAGAAGAAGAUAUUUGAGAACGAUCCCGCUCUUGUAGUGACCUGUUUGCGUGUUUUCUACAUCAACAGAGCUGGUCUCAAAGUUGAAGUGGAUAACAAGUUUGUUGAGCACAUUCCAGAAGGCCAGGACAUGAUUGUCGAGUGCCAAGAUGAACCAACCCUUCUCGGGAGCACAUCUUGUUCAAGUCCUGGAACUAAA